AUGUACACACAUGCAUGCGAUGCCCUGUCCAACGGCUUUGGCAUCCUGCGGCUGGUGCCCCUGGUGAUAUACUUCAUCAAAGACAAGCUGGCUGGCACCGAGAAGGCCAAAUACCGCCUGUGGGCCAAGCAGGACCACACCUUUGGCACCUACGUGGCCGACCACUCCUUAGUCAUCCUCCUGGGCCUGGCGUACUGCUGCCUCACCCCCCUGGUGACGCCGUUCUGCCUGCUGUACUUCGCACUCACCCUGCUGAGUCAGAAGUACCAGCUCAUCUAUGUGCUGCAGCACGCAUACGAGGCGGAGGGGCGCAUGUGGAUCACGGUCUUCCACCAGAUCAUGGUGGGCAUCUACUUCCUGCAGGCCAUUGUGGCCACAGUGCUGGGCGUGAAGCGCUUCCCCUACGCGGCCCUCAUCCUGCCGCUGGUCGUGGCCACAGUCGUGUUCCAUUGGGCGCUGGCAAAGCUGUUCAAGCGGCCGUGGACCCUGACAAGCAUCAGGGAGGCGUCCAUGCUGGACGCGCGGGACGCCAAGGAGCUGACCCCCGAGGAGCGGUCCGCGCUGCACCAGCUGUACCUGAACCCGGCCUUCAAGAUGGACGACGCAGAGCACGACGAGCUGCUGGCCAACGCAAAGAUGGUCCAGGAGCAGCUGCUGGGGGGCGGCACCGGGGAGCUCAGGUUCAAGGACGUCGAGAUGAGCCAGUCCGAGGCUGCUGAGUGA
Molecule: messenger RNA, 723 nt
Organism: Monoraphidium neglectum
Lineage: Eukaryota; Viridiplantae; Chlorophyta; Chlorophyceae; Sphaeropleales; Selenastraceae
Exons: 7
Coding region: 1-723 (240 amino acids)
Cellular component (GO): plasma membrane
Molecular function (GO): calcium-activated cation channel activity
Source: RefSeq, a predicted model, not a curated record